Molecule: messenger RNA, 3260 nt
Organism: Coturnix japonica (Japanese quail)
Lineage: Eukaryota; Metazoa; Chordata; Aves; Galliformes; Phasianidae
Source: RefSeq, a predicted model, not a curated record
ACUGGAGUACGCAGUGCACUGUGUGGAAAGAAAACAUUGGUCUCCUGAUCUUUUGAAAGUUGAUCAAUACAGGGUUGCAGGUAAAAGUAACUUUAAGGUGGGAUCUAAUGAAGAUCUUUAUCAGAUGGUGCCCUGUGGGAGUGGCUGGGGGGAAGUAAUUGUGAUGUUUCCUUAGUGCAGGAGGUGGGCCCACAAAAGCCUUCCUGCUCUUCUUUGCCUUGAGGGAGCUGUGCAGGUGGGUACUGCCCUGUUCCAGCACUGAGGCCUGCUACAUCUGCGUCUGACACUUGUGGCAGGACAGAAUGUGUGGUGGGUGCUGCAUACCAGUCUGGGGCUUAUUUCUACUUCAAACCUUUGCUACUGAUCUGGUUGCUUUUUUUUCCCCCCCAUUCAGCUCCUCAUAUUUACACUGUCUUCAAGGGCACCCAAGAAGUUGAGAGACCUCCCUGUAGCCGUCUUCUGGCCAAAGUGGAUUCUGUUGGGCCAAGAAGGAAAGUGACAUGUGAAGGGCAUCUGCUUUGCUACUCUGGGAUUUGCUUCUGGGAAAAAAAGUAUUAUUGAAGGUAGCAAAAAGCCUACGGCAGGGCCUCAGAGCAAAUCCAAAAGCAUGCAGAAAGGAGAUGGCUUGCCUCUUGGUUGGUGAAAGAAUUAUUAGCAACAAUAAAGAGUUGGCCUGCAAGCAAGACAUCUAUCCAGGGUAGAGUUCUGGCAGUUCAGUGACCGUAUUGCAAAAAAGCACUAGCACACCACAAUGAUUAGAAGCCCAGAUUUGGAUUCCUUCGUUUGCUGCUCUGUAUGUUCCAAAAUAAUACCACCGCCGCCUUCUAAAGCUACUUUUGAUCGGAUUCGGGAGUAUAAACCUUUCAGGACACGCUAUUACACUCAUCAUGAUAUACUGGAGAUUGGAGCAAGCAUUCAACAAGAGGAGCGUGAAAAGAAGGAAGCAGAGAUACAAGACCGCAUUGAAAAAAUGAAAGCCGAGCUUUGGUCUCAGGCUGAACAAUACAAAGAAGAUGCAGUAGAUAAAGCUCUCAAGGAGUCAGCUGCUAACUACAGUGCCUUUGUACAAGACCUUAAACAAAAACUCGAGAAGGAAAUAAGGGAAGCGGUGAGGAAGGCAAAGGCAGAGAUGAAGGAGUACAUGGAGCAGGAAAAGAGGAGAGAGAUUGAAGCCAUGGAGCAGCGCAUGGCUCACAAGCUCCGGUGUGCCCUGAUGGAGUGUGCCAAGGAGAAGAUGCAAGAGGUGGCCAAAGCCAGGAAGCAGGAGAGGGAGGUGGCACUGAGUGAGGCGGCCAUGCAGCACAGCUCCAAAUGGUGGAAGCGUUCACUCUGCAGCUGGUGGAGUUGGUUCAGAAUGCCGUGGGAUCCGUCCGAAGGGGUUAUAAAGCACAUCAUCCGCCAAGCGGGGCAGCAGUGUGCCGCCCAGGGGCACCAUGUCUCCGAAACGGUGGUGGCUUUAAUGGUGAAAGCUGUUGUCCUGGAUCCAAAAAAUGACUUCAAUGUGGAUCAAAUCCUUACAAAACAGGAUGUGCAAAAUCUUAUCCAGCUCUGUGUUUCCAGACUGCUUGACACCACAAACCCAUCCCUGAGCACAAUUAAGAUGCAAGUUUACUUUGAUUUGAACUAUGCAAACAGAGCUGAACUACUCAGAGAGCAUCGUCGUGUUCUGGAGGGCAGGUUGGCCCCUCUGCUCCGGAACAUCACGGAUAGUUAUCCCCGCACACAAGAGGAAAUGAAGAAUGUGUAUGAAAUGAUUGUUAGCUACGUGCUGCUGAGCUCUGGCCUGGGAUCCCCAACAGACAUUGAGGUUGUCAGGGAAGUAAUAGCUGCCUUGCAGAGUAUAUUCCCCCAAACAGCUCUGGUUUCUCUCCUGUCACUCAGUAAGAGGGAUAAAGAGCAACAGCUAAAAAAUCUUACCAUGCUAGUCACAGGAAUUCGGUUGUACAACAAGGAAUGUGGGAAAGGAGGAAAAGGCAUUGAUGACUUGCCAGCCAUUCUGAAUGAAGCCAUCCCAUCAGCCACACAAUGUAUUGAAGACCAUCUUAAUGCUUGCCUUGUGCUAGCCUACCGUUACACUGCUCUGUUGGAAUCCAUGCACGAAGAUGAGGACAGAUGCAAGCAGCUUAGUUCUUUAAAACUGAAAGAAGCACUCUUCAAUGUGAGGCAGUAUGAGGCCUUCCUUCGCAUCCUUCUGUCUGAUGCAGUUACAAGUCGCCAAGAAAUUGCAAAGAUGAAUGUGGAGUUUACAGCAACAAUGAGGAAGUUAAAAAGCACCAUUCAGAAUAAGGCCUCUGUAGAUACCAAGGAAGCUUUUCCUCUUUUUGUUGCAGCUUUUAACCUAUGGUCCAGGUUUCAGGAUGAGAUACUGCUGCUAAGCUUCCUCACAAAUAUGACCAACAGUCUGCAGCAGUUCUUGGAAACCCAGUCACAGCUUUUUCCUGAGGAACUGCUAACAUCUCUUCUGGAAGGAGUGACUGUGAAAACCGAUAAGGCGAGGAUAAGAGAAACCACAGGGAAAAGAGUGGAUGUUUCUGACUUCGAGAACCAAGAAUGGCUUUUUCCAGAGACUGCCACUAAUUUUGAUGAUUCCUUAAUCCAGUACCAUGGCUUCUGUGCUCAUGCAAUUGGUGUAAAAGGCCUCACCCUUCCAGGAAAUCCUGCUAUUGGCAUUUUGAAGCACAAGGACAGAUGUUAUGUUUUCAGUUCCAAAGAAUCUGCAUACAUUUUUGCUCAAGAUCCAGAUAAGUUCAUUCAACUGAAUGUAGAAAAAGCGAAAGAACACGCAGAGCUAAUUCAGCUGCUCGACCUUCACCAUCAGUUUGGGUACCUUGCUCCACAUGUGCAGUUGAGAAGUACAGAUAAACUUCUGAUGAAACCAAGCACAAAACGUGACAGCGGGACUCAAACCGAUACUCACAUCCUGCCUCCAACUAUUGUGAAAUCCUAUGAGUGGAAUGAGUGGGAAAUGAGAAGAGAAGCUAUAAAAUUGGCCAAUCUGCGUCGCAAAUUGACGCACUCCAUGCAGACUCAUCUCAGCCAUCUGAGGAGGGAGAGCUGCACCCAGGUGUACCUGCCCAAGGACGUCAGCACCCAGACCAAGCGGGACAGCUCCAGCAACGUACCCAGACCACAGAUCUUCCUGGCUGGGCUCCGAGGAGGAUCAUCUGCUGCUACUGAAAUGGUCAAAGUGGACUUAACCAGACCGAUAGAUAAAGACUAAAAUGAGAAAUCUAAGAAAAUAUAUUAGUUAUAUAUAUAGA